This is a messenger RNA of Cuscuta europaea, 1916 nucleotides long. The record is from the annotation of a GenBank genome assembly. Lineage: Eukaryota; Viridiplantae; Streptophyta; Magnoliopsida; Solanales; Convolvulaceae.
AUAUUUUUUUUUGUAGGGCCUGGCUAAUGCAAUUACCAGAGUCUUCCCUAACUCUGAGCACAGGAACUGUGCAUGCCAUAUUCAUGGUAAUUGGAGCAAAGCACAUCGAGGGAUGAAUCUGAAGAAGUUGUUUUGGCAGUGUGCGAAGUCAACAUGUGAACCUCAGUUGGAAGCUAAUUUAGCUGAGCUAGAUAAGGCUGAUGCUCAAGCAGGUAUUGACUUACGCAAACACCCAUUCAAGUUAUGGUGUAAAGCUUUCUUUAGGGAUGCAGUGAAGUGUGACACAGUUGAGAACAACCUGUCUGAGGCCUUCAAUAGCACACUUCUAAAAGCAAGAUCCAAGCCUUUGAUCCCAAUGCUUGAGGACAUUCGUGUUGCAACAAUGAAAAGGAUAGCCAAGAAGAGAAAAUAUGUUCUGAAAUGGCCAGGUUCAUUUGGUCCAAUAAUAAUGAAGAAGCUGAAUACUAAUAUUCUAGCAAGUCAAGGAUGGAAUGUGGAUUUCAAUGGUGAUGAUGGAUAUGAAAUCAAGAAAGGAAGAGGGCAAUUCAAAGUCAGUCUUAAGAAGAGAUCAUGUUCUUGUAGAAGGUGGGAUCUCAGUGGUAUCCCUUGUGCCCAUGCCAUUUGUGCCAUCUAUGACAAGGGGGAGGAGGCAGAAGCAUACGUUGACCACUGUUACAGUAAGGAGAUGUACCAGAAAACUUACUCCUACACAUUGCAUCCUAUCAAUGGGGAGCUGUUAUGGCCGAGAACCCAGCAUGAAGAGAUCUUACCGCCUUUUCCAAAGAAGAUGAGUGGCAGACCCAAAAAGAAGCGUGUAAGGGAACAAAGUGAAGCACGUCCACCCAGUUCUUCACAACUCUCAAGAAAAGGGCGCAUCAUGACUUGCUCAUUGUGCGGAGGAGAAGGCCACAACAAGAAAUCAUGUUCUACUACUGCAGGUACAGUGACUCCAAGUGCAAGAGGCAGACGCCCAAGAGGAGGAAGAGGGAAGAGGGGGGGCAAUACAAGCAGAAGGCAAUCAGGGGUUGGUGUGUAUGUCGAUGAAGCUACUGGUGAAACCAUUCUGGAACCUGGAGAGACAGUGAUUGGAGAACAACAGGAGGGAUUGCUUUAAUGAACAUUUAUGGAAGUAGUUUUUUGUCAUUAGGUGGAUGUAAUGAUAAUGUACUAUAUUGGGAUUGCUUUUGGUGUAUGGAUGUAUGGCCGAGGUUCGAACUACCUUUUUUUGUGAUGACCAUUGAUGGGGUCAUUUAUUGCAUUAUUGUAGUUCAACGGGUACUAUGCAUUAUUGCUGAAGAAAGAUUGCUUUUGAACUAUUGACAGUAAUAUAUGUGAGUUGCUCUUGAAUUUCAUCGGUGUACUACACCUUAUUGUCCAUACUUGAAUGUCAGUUGUAUAUGAAAUAAUAGAUGAUCUUAUCUUUGUGGUUUUAAGUGUAUAUUUUGAAGUUUUAAUAGUACACAUAUUCUAAGUGUAUACAGGUAUAUGAAAUGCCACACAACAUACACAAUGAAUACAUUCCAGGAAUCUAGAUUCUUGACAAUACAAAAGUACCUAAGAUGAAAACGUGUGGAAAACUUGUUCAAACAUAGAUACCAUAUGACACUACAUUCCACUUUCCAUGACAAUAAACUGGUGGUGAACUUUUUCAAACAUAGAUACCAUUACAUCCGAGACAAUUCAACUAUGAUAGCUUGAAUACAUAUUUGUUGCAAAGCACAGAAAUACAGCCAACCCUAUGACAACGAGCUUCCUGCACCUCUUUCUGGCCUUAACCUCAUUCUCAAGAACGGUUUUUAUAGUGGUUACAUCUGCUUGAACAUGGCUUAAGCGUUGGACAACACCUUCAACCAUGGUCUUUACUUCAUCAAACUUAUCUCUCUUUUGGCCAGGCCUGAUCAUGUCUUCUCUUCCUA